AUGCAACAGAGAUUUAAGCAGCAACAGCAACAAGCUAUGAUGCAACCUGCACUUUAUCAUCCUGGUCUUCUAGCUGCUCCUCAGAUAGAGCCCAUAUUGAGUGGAAAUCUACCUCCUGGAUUUGAUUCAAGUACAUGCCGCAGUGUGUAUGUCGGGAACAUCCACCCUCAAGUGACUGAGCCGCUUCUUCAGGAGGUUUUCUCAAGCACUGGCCCUCUUGAAGGUUGUAAACUCAUCAGAAAGGAAAAGUCGUCGUAUGGAUUUGUGGAUUAUUUUGAUAGGAGAUCUGCUGCCCUUGCCAUUGUGACUCUUAACGGGCGACAGUUGUUUGGACAGCCUAUAAAAGUUAACUGGGCAUAUGCCAAUGCGCAGAGGGAGGACACAACAAACCACUUCAACAUAUUUGUUGGUGAUCUUAGCCCAGAGGUUACAGAUGCUACGUUGUUUGCUUGCUUCUCUGUCUAUCCUAGUAUCUCUGAUGCCAGGGUAAUGUGGGAUCAGAAGACUGGUCGUUCGAGGGGUUUUGGGUUUGUCUCUUUCCGUAGUCAACAGGAAGCCCAGAGUGCUAUUAAUGAUUUGAACGGGAAGUGGCUUGGAAGUAGACAAAUCCGCUGCAACUGGGCUGCAAAAGGUGCUACUAAUGGGGAUGACAAGCAGAGCUCUGAUGCAAAAAGUGUAGUGGAACUUACAAAUGGAACAUCAGAAGAUGGUCAAGACCAGACCAGUGAAGAUGCUCCUGAAAACAAUGCUCAGUAUACAACCGUUUAUGUUGGGAAUCUUGCUCCAGAAGUUACAUCAGCGGGUCUUCAUCAAUAUUUUCACUCUCUUGGAGCUGGCGUGAUCGACGAUGUUCGUGUUCAGCGGGACAAGGGUUUUGGCUUUGUUAGAUAUAGCACCCAUGCUGAAGCAGCUCGGGCUAUUCAGUUGGGAAAUGCCCAGGUCUUUUAUGGGAAGGCGAUAAAGUGCUCCUGGGGAAGCAAGCCUACUCCUCCAGGGACUAGUUCUACCCCUCUUCCCCCACCAGCUGUAGCUCACAUGCCACCACUUUCAGCCACUGAUCUUGUUGCCUACGGACGUCAGCUUGCUUUAAGUAAAAUGGCUGGUGCACAAGCUCUGAUGCAUCCCCAGGGUCAGCGAAUUGGUGCUGCUAACCAGGCUAUGUAUGAUGGUGGAUAUGCUGGUAUUGCUGCACAGCCACCCAUGUAUUAUCAGUAA
This is a messenger RNA of Oldenlandia corymbosa var. corymbosa, 1215 nucleotides long. The record is from the annotation of a GenBank genome assembly. Lineage: Eukaryota; Viridiplantae; Streptophyta; Magnoliopsida; Gentianales; Rubiaceae.